UAUGCGUGUAAAUAUGUACGUAGCGUACCUACCUAUUUUAUUCUAUUAAAUCUCUGUGUUCAGAAAAAUAAAAUUUGAACAAAUAUAAUUCGAUACCUACCUAUAAUAAAUAGUUCGUGAUCGUGAUAUUUUAUGAUAAUUGAUAAGAAAAAUAAAUGAUAACCAAACGUCGCCCCAGUCUGUCAUAUUAUAAUAUUCGGUCCAUAGACAUUAGACAUUACAACAAAGUCAUAACUUAUAACUAACUUAUAAGGUCUAUCGGUCUAUGAUUCUGUCGGUCAGUCACUCAGUCUUUGGCCUUUGCCCAAGUGUCUCCUACUCUCUUACGCAGUUACGCGACACGCGAUUGAUAAUAAAUAAAUUGCUCUUGAGAUGUCUCUAUAAUAGAGUAUAGACGCUAUGGACCACGGCCAUAUAGAUACGUAUAAUACUAACUGAAGUUAACUACAAAACAAAAUAGGUGUUAUGUCCAUAAAAGAGAUGGAUUCUGUAACACAUGUUAUACCAUGGAGAAAUGGUCAAAAGCAAGUUUUGAAGUUCAACGGAUAUAAACCUAAAAUAUAUACAAACAGCUGUUAUACUCACAGUUUUUUUGAAGUACUACAAUGUUUACGAAAUGAAGAAGUGUUAUGUGAUAUUAGGUUAGAAACAGAUGAUGGUACUAUAGUAUGUGCGCAUAAAGUUGUCUUAGUAUCAGCUUGUCCAUAUUUCCGUGCAAUGUUCACCAGUUUUUCCGAAGGGGCUAAAUAUGUUGUAAAUAUAAGAGAGUUAGAUUCUAACAUUCUACAACUCUUGAUUGAUUAUAUUUAUACUGGCAAAAUAAUGGUGACCGAACAAAACGUAAUGGAUUUGUUACCAGCUUCAGUGCUCUUACAGUUGGAUUAUAUAAGAGAUGUAUGUGUUGAGUUUUUAAAAAAACAACUGAAUCUUUCAAAUUGUCUUGGUAUCAAAGAAUUUGCCGACUUUUAUAACUGUAUGGAUUUGUUGUCAAGUUCUGAAGAAUACAUAAAAACACAUUUUUUAAAAUUUAUUGAAACAGAUGAGUUUCUAUCUUUGUCUUCUGAAGAAGUGAUUAAUCUAAUCUCUUGUAAUGACAUUAAUGUUCCAUUUGAAGAGAAAGUAUUUGAAUGUGUUAUUAAUUGGGUAAGACAUGAAUUAGAUUGUAGGUAUGACAAUUUGCCUAAAUUAAUGGAACAUGUUCGUUUGUCGUUAGCAUCCCAAGAGUAUAUAUCAAUAAUAGUAGACGAGGAACCUCUUAUUAAAAAUAAUCCUAAAUGUAAAGAUUUUGUCAAUGAAGCUUUAAAUUUCCAUAUCGUAAAGAAACAUCGGCACAUUACUGUGCCACAAACAAUUCGUAACUCACCUAGACAGACUGGACUUAAAUUUCUUCUUGCCAUGUGUCAUUCAUCAGGAAUGGGAAAUUGUUAUACUAGCUGGUAUGAUCCAGCAACCAAACUAUUGCAUAAAACAAUAAAAAUGAAUAUGGAGUUUGAAUUAUGUGCUCUAGUCUUAAUAAAGGAUCAUUUAGUUUUUGCCUUGGGCAAUAAUUAUAUUAAUUUAAUAUCCAUUGAAAUGCUUGAUUUAUCUUCACAAUCACUUCAAUGGAAACCAACAGUUGACAUGUUAAUCGAUCGAAGUUUUUACGGAGUCGGCGUCUUAGACGAUCGCAUUUAUGCUGUGGGCGGAGACAUUAUUGGUGAUUCUCAGUUAAAUAGUGCAGAGGUUUUUGACGUGAGUGUUCAAGAAUGGCGCUUUAUAUCUAAUAUGUCUACUGGAAGAAUGAACCUCGGCGUUGCAGUACUCAAUAAUCUUUUAUACGUGGUAGGAGGUUAUAACUACCCAUUUGCUUUGAAAUCUGUUGAAUGUUAUGAUCCCACCCUUGACAUAUGGAUACCAGUCACAGAAAUGUCUACAAAUCGCCGAGGCCCUGGUAUAGGAGUCUUAGACGGUGUUAUAUAUGCUAUCGGUGGUGACUGUCAGGAAUAUGAUAAUUCAGUGUAUCUUAAAAGUGUUGAGGCCUAUACACCAAUUACUAAAGUAUGGUCUUCAAUUGCCGAUAUGCACCUAUGCCGUUCCGAUCCAAGAGUUGUCACAUUUAAUGGUUUGUUGUAUGUUAUGGGCGGAUUUAACGGAUCUACUCGUUUGGACUCUAUUGAAAUAUACGACCCCAAAACCAACACGUGGACCUUGGAUACAUUGUCAACAAGCGUUGAGGUAAUUUAUGGUGCAGUUGUCGUCGAUGGGUCACCACAUUUGAGAACUGAUUAGAUUACAUGGUUUUAUUGUUGGUUGUUGUAUACUAUAUUCAUAUUAAUUUAUAAGUUAUAAUACAUGAACAUGUGUUAAGUAUUUUUUAUAUUUUUGAUUUUGUGAAUCUUUCAAUAAAAUGGCUUUUUAUAAU
Molecule: messenger RNA, 2401 nt
Organism: Metopolophium dirhodum (rose-grain aphid)
Lineage: Eukaryota; Metazoa; Arthropoda; Insecta; Hemiptera; Aphididae
Product: ring canal kelch homolog
Exons: 11
Coding region: 466-2268 (600 amino acids)
Molecular function (GO): protein binding
Source: RefSeq, a predicted model, not a curated record